Molecule: messenger RNA, 1913 nt
Organism: Triticum urartu
Lineage: Eukaryota; Viridiplantae; Streptophyta; Magnoliopsida; Poales; Poaceae
Product: xyloglucan galactosyltransferase KATAMARI1 homolog
Molecular function (GO): glycosyltransferase activity
Source: RefSeq, a predicted model, not a curated record
UUCCUGGCAUAUCUGCGGCAAGGAAACCUUCCCGGAAUCAAUUCGCGCUUAUUUCUACGCCGCUCAAGCUGUUGAUGAUCGGACAGCGACAGCGGUAUGACAGCCGGGUCAUAUCGAUCGCGCUGGCCGAUUAAAGUCCGGCUGCCGGCCGGCGAGUGAUUUGUUCCCUGCGACGUACGGCAGGGCCGGGCCAUAUGGUGAAUUUGCGUGGGUCGACGGCGGUCUGGGCCGGCAGGUACCUGCCGCUGGCCUUCCCGGCGUGCUGCGCCCUAUGGAUGCUCCUCGUCUUCCCUUCUCCGCCGGUGGAGGUCGCCGUCUUCCGGCAGAGUUUCCAGCCGAGCAUUGCGUUGACGGGGCUGCGGGCCGUUGACACGACGCCCCCGUGGCCGUCGGAGCGUCGAGAGAUCGUUGACACGUCCUCGCCGCUGACGCCGCCGCCGCCGCCGACGGAGCGCCAUGUCAUCAUUAACGCUCCGCCUCCACCGCUGGCACCGAAACGUCAAGCAAGAACGGAGAUGUCACGUCAAGCAGGGACAGAGAUUCAAUCGCCACCUCCACCGGCGGUGGCGACCGACAGGUGCGCCGGCCGCUACAUCUACAUCCAUAAUCUGCCGAGUCGGUUCAACUCCGACCUGAUCCGGGACUGCCGGUCCCUGUCAGAGUGGACCGACAUGUGCAAGCACCUCCUCAACGCCGGCAUGGGCCCGCGGCUCACGCGCACCGGCGGCGUUCUCCCGUCCACUGGCUGGUACGACACCAACCAGUUCGCCCUGGAGGUCAUCUUCCACAGCCGGAUGCGACGGUACGAUUGCCUCACCACCGACGCGUCCCGCGCCGCUGCCGUCUACGUGCCCUACUAUGCAGGGCUCGACGUCGGCCGACACCUGUGGGGGUUCAGCAACGGCGUCCGCGACGCUCUCGCGGAGGACCUCUUCGAGUGGCUCCGGUCGUCACCGGUAUGGGCGGCGCAGGGCGGGCGGGACCACUUCUUCGUCGGCGGUCGCAUCACGUGGGACUUCCGGCGCGAGGUCGGCGGCGAGUGGGGGAGCCGGCUGCUUCUCCUCCCGGAGGCCAAGAACAUGACGAUGCUCGCCAUCGAGUCCAGCCCGUGGCACGGCAACGACAUCGGCGUGCCGUACCCGACCUACUUCCACCCGUCCCUCGCCGGCGAGGUGGCCUCAUGGCAGCGGGCCGUGCGACACACGCGAAGGCCAUGGCUGUUCGCGUUCGCUGGCGGCGCGCGGGCGCACGACGGCAGCAACAAGAACGUUAACGCCGUCGUCCGCGACAUGAUCAUCAACCAGUGCGCGCGGUCGCGGCGGUGCGGGCUCCUUCUGUGCGGCGGCCGUGGCCGGCGCAACGACUGCUACGCGCCGAGCAACGUCAUGCGGCUGUUCAAGAGCGCCGCCUUCUGCCUGCAGCCCCAGGGGGACUCGUACACGCGGCGGUCGGCGUUCGACGCCGUGCUCGCCGGCUGUGUGCCGGUGUUCUUCCACCCCGGAUCGGCGUACGUGCAGUACCGGUGGCAUCUGCCGGCGGAUCACCGCAAGUACUCGGUGUUCGUGCCGGAGGACGGCGUGCGGAACGGCACAGUGAAGUUGGAGGACGUGCUCCGGCGGAUCGGCGCCAGGGAGGUGGCGGCCAUGAGGGAGCAGGUGGUCAGGUUGAUUCCCAACAUCGUGUACAGGGACCCAAGGGUCAAGGCUGGCUACCGCUUCAGGGACGCCGUGGACGUCGCCGUGGACGGCGUGAUCGAGAGGGUGAGGAGGAUCAAGCGAGGGCUGGAGGACGAUGUGGGGCAUCAGUGGGAUAGUUACUUUGACAAGUAGCGAAACACUCUUUUGCUCUGAUUUUCGAGACAAGGAGACACCAAAAUGCAUGGCCAAUCAAUAUAAUCUCAGAAGGUUACGUCG